GAGGGAAUUGACUGUGCCGUAGCAUCUAGAACUACAAGUUGUCUUCUAGUAUUAUUAAAAAUAAAGACAUUAAACUGAAUUAGCUCGACAGGAUUGAGAUGUUACAGUUUAGGGCUUCAGUUGUGCUGAAGGAGUUGAUUCAAACCAGCCCAAAGCGUUCGUUUUCUGACAUUAUAAGGCAUAAGAAGACUUUACCAAACGCGUACUUCUACAGCGCUGCUUAUCAGGAUGGCAGAAUAUCUCAAUUAAAGACUGUCUGUAGUGGAAGACCUUUCAUUCAGCCUUUAGCUGGGAUAAGAUGUUUAUGUACAAAGACCGAAGGAGCGACUGACCCUGCAGAACCAGUGAAGAAAGAUGAGUCCGUUCAGGAAGCGACGGCAGAUAAGAGAAGGAAGGCUGGCAUCCUGCCCAGCUUGGAAGACCUGCUGUUUUACAGUAUUGCCGAAGGCCAGGAGAGGAUCCCAGCUCACAAAUUCAUUACCGCACUGAAGGCCACUGGACUUCGAACAGGAGAUCCACGGCUGAAAGAGUGUAUGGACAUGUUGAAAGUCACCCUCAAAUCCACGUCAGAUGGCGUAAUGCUGGACCGGCACCUGUUCAAAAAGUGUGUCCAGAGCAACAUUGUUCUCCUAACACAGGCCUUCCGGAAGAAAUUUGUCAUCCCUGAUUUCCAGCCUUUUGCUUCCCACAUCGAUACACUUUAUGAAAAGGCCAGAAAGCUCUCCGGGGGGCUGGUUGCUGACUACAUUCCCCAACUUGCCAAAUUCAGCCCAGAUCUGUGGGCUGUUUCCCUUUGCACAGUAGAUGGACAAAGACACACAGUGGGUGACACUAAAGUGCCAUUUUGCCUGCAGUCGUGCGUGAAGCCACUCAAGUACGCUAUUGCAGUGCAUGACCACGGCACUGAAUAUGUGCACCAAUUCAUUGGGAAAGAGCCCAGUGGCUUACGCUUCAACAAGCUCUUCCUGAAUGAGGACGAUAAACCCCAUAAUCCAAUGGUGAAUGCUGGUGCAAUCGUGUGUACCUCUCUUAUCAAGCAAGGUGCAGGCAAUGCUGAGAAGUUUGACUAUGUGUUGAACUUCUUGAAGAAGAUGGCUGGAAAUGAAUAUGUUGGUUUCAGCAAUGCCACAUUCCAGUCGGAGCGCGAGUCAGGAGACAGGAAUUUCGCUAUUGGCUACUACCUGAAAGAAAAGAAGUGCUUUCCAACUGGUACAGACAUGACUGCUGUUCUGGACUUGUACUUUCAGCUGUGCUCCAUCGAGGUAACGUGUGAGAGCGCUAGCGUCAUGGCUGCCACACUGGCCAACGGUGGCUUCUGUCCAAUCACAGGCGAGCGUGUGCUGAGCCCCGAGGCUGUGCGAGACACCCUCAGCCUCAUGCACUCGUGCGGCAUGUAUGACUUCUCCGGACAGUUCGCCUUCCAUGUGGGCCUUCCGGCCAAGUCAGGUGUGGCUGGUGGUAUUCUGCUGGUUGUGCCCAAUGUGAUGGGCAUCAUGUGCUGGGCUCCUUCAUUGGACAAACUCGGCAACAGUGUCCGGGGCAUCCAGUUCUGCACGGUAUGCCUCCGUUUCUGCCCACCAUCUGACCAUAAUAACUUAUUUCUAUUCCACAAAGGCUCUUUUCUAUCAUUCCAGGUGAAAUCUGUCAUCAACCUCCUCUUUGCUGCCUACACAGGAGAUGUUUCUGCUCUCAGAAGGUUUGCACUGUCCUCUGUGGACAUGGAGCAGCAGGACUAUGACUCCAGGACGGCGCUGCACAUAGCAGCCGCUGAGGGACAUACUGAGGUUGUGCGUUUUCUGUUAGAGGCCUGCAAGGUGAAUCCUGGUCCCAAGGACAGGUGGGGCAAUACACCUAUAGAUGAGGCGACACACUUUGGUCAUCACGAGGUGCUCGCGCUUCUACAGGAGUACUACAGUAAAUACAACCCACUGGUGAAAGCUGGCGCAGAUAAAGAGAGCACCGAAAAACACCUGGAUGGGAUGCUGGAGAGAUAACCAACUACAGGACACUCUUCUGGAACAGCCCAGUGAAGCACUGCCCCUUCUCAAGAUCAGUGUGCGUGUUUUUUUUGUUUUGUUGAAAACAUGCUUUUUUUGUCAGUACAUUUUUUUUUCUUUUGAAGUUGUCUGACAUUUUUGGCUUGUUCACAGA
Sinocyclocheilus grahami is the source of this 2151-nucleotide messenger RNA. RefSeq names its product glutaminase kidney isoform, mitochondrial-like. Bases 99 to 1994 code for a protein of 631 amino acids. The record is from RefSeq and is a predicted model, not a curated record. The transcript is spliced from 17 exons. Lineage: Eukaryota; Metazoa; Chordata; Actinopteri; Cypriniformes; Cyprinidae. Gene Ontology annotation, molecular function: protein binding; glutaminase activity. Gene Ontology annotation, biological process: L-glutamine catabolic process.